Myripristis murdjan (pinecone soldierfish) is the source of this 9231-nucleotide messenger RNA. RefSeq names its product mastermind-like transcriptional coactivator 1 (gene maml1). Gene Ontology annotation, cellular component: nucleoplasm; nuclear speck. The record is from RefSeq and is a predicted model, not a curated record. The transcript has 5 exons. Lineage: Eukaryota; Metazoa; Chordata; Actinopteri; Holocentriformes; Holocentridae. Gene Ontology annotation, biological process: Notch signaling pathway; positive regulation of transcription of Notch receptor target. Bases 878 to 4024 code for a protein of 1048 amino acids. Gene Ontology annotation, molecular function: transcription coactivator activity.
UUUAUUCGCAUUUGGAAUGAUUAAAUCAGCUGAAUGUGUGUGUUAGGGAGGUGAUUAUUACACCUUGUCAAGUUUUAGAGGAAAGGCAACUGUGCUGCUAGCUAGACAAGCUAACCAGCUCUUGUUUGCUAACGCACCUUCAGCAAAAUAAACUUUUCAACAAGUUAGUCGCCUGAAAUAAUGUUCUCAUGGUGUGUGGAUGCAUCUCGGACAGGUGGAUGACAGCCGAGUUAGAUGCAAGCUAGCUUCCAAAAAAAUCCACCACCAAACUUCACCAGAUACUAAUAAAAGUUUUUUGGGGGAUUUUUCGACGCUACAACUUUUUGGUUUGUGAGUAACUGGAGGAAUGUGCUGCCCACACGAGUCAUGCAGCAGGAUCCUUCAUUGAUUUGAAGUAUUAGUAAAACACCAAGUCGUGGCUGUUUAAUUAAAUAAACAGUUCGCAUGUACAUUAGAGAGAGUUGUCUUGUUUACUGCCGUGUGUCCAGACCACAUGGAAGAUCAGGGGUUUGUGUGUUUUUUUUUGACUUGAGAACAGAUCAGAUUGAGGCUUUAACAGGGCAGCACGGCAGCUUAUACAGCAUUAAUUGGCAGCUUGAUGUUUUAAAGAAUUAGAUUUGUGUGUUUUAGUAAUAUUAACUUGAUUUGAAGUUAGCAAAACGGCAGUCUGAAUGAAAAAAAUGUUGAUUUUCCUCUCCGGCUAGUGACUGCUGCAGUGACUAAAGGCCAUUAGCAAGACAAAGGUUGCCUGCAUGGAGCCAGCAGAGGAGUCUUUGUAAAGGGCAGAGGGGGUGUAGACGCCCAAUACUGAAAAAGAGGCAAAUUCAGCAUUUUUAUGGACGAAGCCUGAGUCCGGAGUUUACCACAGUCUUUAUUGAUGAUGGCGGAUUUUGUUGCACCGCGACACAGCGCGGUGAUGGAGAGGCUCCGCCGGAGGAUCGAGCUCUUCCGGCGGCAUCACAACAGCUGCGAAAGCCGCUACGAGAGCACGGCGCUGGAGCGACUGGAGCUGGAGAGGCAGCAGACCUUCGCCCUGCACCAGCGCUGCCUGCAGACCAAAGCCAAGCGCUCCAGCAAGCACAGGCAGCCCCAGCCGAGCGCGGACCCGGCGGGGCAGAGGGCGCUGGGCACCGGGAGCGGCGCCGCGGAGCCCGGAGACAGCGGCGGCGCGGCCGGGGAGCAGAGCCGGAACAGCACGCUAAUAGCGCUGCAGGAGACGGUGAAGAGGAAGUUGGAAAGUGCCGGCUCGCCGCUCGGCAGGGAUCAGGUCAACGGCUUCAGUGACGGUUUCCCCCCCAGCAAGAAGUCAUGUCUGGACAACGGCACGGCUAACGGCUCGCCGCUGGACUCCAAGUUGGGCAUCAGCGACGCGCUGGCCUCCAAUGGCACCCACGGGCCGGCGGGGGAGUCAGCGGAUGGCGUAGGGGAGCAGGAGUUCCGCCUGAAGGAGCUGAAGCAGGAGCCGGACGACAUCCUGCCCUGCAUGCUGCCGGCGGGAGGCGGAGCCAACAACAGCCUGUUCCCCGACCUCAACCUGAACGAGCAGGAGUGGACGGAGCUCAUGGAGGAGCUGAACCGCUCCGUGGCCUACGAGGACAUCCAGGACAUCCUCAACGACGGCUUCGAGGACCGCAAGGACCCGCCCGAUCUGGUGCCCACACCGGGCGGCGUGACGGCGGGCGGAGGACCGGGAGGGCCGGCGGGAGGGGGAGGAGGCCCACAGGUGGCGUCAGGCCAGUCCUCGCAGGGCCUCCUCCCUCCAGAUCUGGCCAAUGUCAAGACAGAGUUCUCACCGGCGUCCGUGGCCUUCGACCAGGACUCUCGCACCGGCUCGCCCCACGUCAGGCCCACCUCCUCUGGACCUCCUCCGCUGCCCACCAGCUCCCCUGUCGCCUCAUCCUCCGCCUCCUCGCCGGCCCUGCCCCAGUCCCAGCCGGCUCCGCCCUCCAGGCAGCUCCAGCCCCCCAACCACCUCCUGCCCCCCGGCCCGCCCGUGCCCAAGGACCUGUCGCCCGCCCAGCAGCUGCAGCAGCUGGCCGCCCAGCAGCAGAGGGCGCAGCACCUCCACAGCCAGCUGCAGCACAAACAGCAGCAGCAGGGGGCCAAGUUUCACCCCCAGGGGCCUCACCCGCACCCCCCGCCCUGGCCCCAGACCGCCAACCCCUCCCAGAGCCCACUAGGCGGCGCCUUUGGUAUGGACAAGCCCACCAGCCCCUCUCUGUACCCGCAGGACUUCAACCCCAACAACCCCAAGCAGCUGUUGAUGCCCGGCCAGCCCAACAAGGGCUCUCCCAAGGCGGGGGCCGGGCCCUACAUGCAGGGGCCCGGGGGCCACCCCAACAUGCUGGGCCACCCGGCUUCAGGGCCCCCUCUCAGCCACCCCCCAGCGCCCGGAGCCCAGGCCCCGUCCUCCAUGCUGAACUUCAACAACACCAAGCCCCUGUCCCAUUUCGAGGCGGGGGGCCCGGGGCCCGGACCGCCACGGCCCCCCAACGCCCAGACCCAGAACAAGGCGGCCCUGCUGUCGCUGCUCAGGCAGCAGCAGAUGAAGCAGAAGAACAGCAUGACGUUCCGCCCACACAUCCCACACACACAGCAGGACCAGAGCAGCUACCCGGCCCCGCCUCACGGCCCCGGCACCGCCAACACAAUGGCAGCCGCACCGGGAGGCAACGCCAUGGCAGCUCAGCCGGGGGGGAACGCCAUGGCGGGUAACCAUGGAAACGCAGCGUACAUGGCGGCAGCACUGAAACAGCAGCAGCAGCAUCAGCAGCAGCAGCAGCAGAUGCAGAUCCUGGAGCAGCAGAAGCAGCAGCAGCAGUACCUGCAGAGACAGCAGCUGAUGGCCGAGCAGGAGAAGCAGCGUCAGCAGGACCAGCAGCUGCAGAGACACCUGACCCGCCCGCCUCCGCAGUACCAGGACCAGCAGGGCCAGCCGGCCAAUCAGAACCCUUUCCCUCAGCCGCAGGUCAACCAGUUCACAGCUUCAUCUCAGCCAAUGGGCAGCGUCGGCUCUAUGGGAGGCCCCGCCCCCGGCACCCAGCGUAUGUUCCCUCAGAACCAAGGCUUGAUGGGAAUGAAUAUGGGCCAGGGCGGCGGGCCAGCUGGUGGUGUAGCCCCACCCCCAGCGGUCAGCCAGGCCGAUAUGAGCCUGCCGUCCUGUGGAGGGGGCGGGGCCGGUGUGGACGUGCAGCAGGUCCUCUACAACAAUAUGAACCUUCACCCCAACCACCCCAACAUGCCCGGCCACGCCCCCCAGCAGGGCAGCCUGCAGCGGCAGCCUCUGGGCCCCAUGAGCGCCACCUACAGACAGAACUUGCUGGCUCAGCAGCAGCAUCUAAAAACACAGCCUAACGCCGCCAUGUUGAAGCAGCAGCAGCUCGCCGCCACCCGCAUGCCCGCCGCCAUGCAAAACAACAUGGGAACCAACCUGCCCAGCUCCAUGCCAGGAGGCAUGCAGGGCACGCAGGCGGCAGCCUGGCCGCAGGCGCUCAGCAACCAAACCCCCCCCAACACCACAGGCCUGCCCCCCAACGCCUUCAACAACCCCCCCAACCCCUUCCACAUGCAGCAGCCCCGCAUCCCCAAGAUGCCACCAGGUGCCGCCCCCUUCGGUACCAACCCCAGCGGCCGCCCCCUGGGGGGUUUGAACCCCGGGCAGCAGAUGAUGCAGGCAAACAUGGCAGCUGCCCAGCAGAGGGCACCACCCAACGCCCAGCCCCUGGGCCAGCCACUGGCCAACCAGCAGCAGACUCAACAACAAGCCAACCAGAACCAGGCUGUCCUUCCUGACCUGGCAGCGUUUGGGCAGCCGCAGGGCAAUGGGCGCCAGGGACUGCAGUGCAACCAGGGUUACCAGGUCAGCCGGACUGCCAAUCAGCAACAGCAACAGCUGUCGUUUGGUUACAACGCGGCGUCAGGGAGCUUCCCUGGGGAGAGUGAGCUGGUCGACUCCCUGCUGAAAGGUCAGAGCACCCAGGAGUGGAUGGACGACCUGGAUGAGCUCCUAGCGAGCCACCACUGACCGGCUCCACCUACCAGCACCUGGCCCACCUGAACCCUGCUGAGCUGCACAGGUGUCUCCACCUGAGAGAAACACUUUCCUGAAGGAGUCAUGUCGAGGAGUUAGAUUUGUGAAAGGGAAUUUGUCAGUCCAUGACACCCUGGAUCCUAACACUGUUCAGAUCUGUUGAUAUGUUGAAAUACAAAGAGGUCAGUGUCUAAACGUCAGACACAGAAUGAGAACCGGCCACCACGCAGAUUGUGGUGUUUGUCUGCUCUCCAGGUUGUCAUGUUGUUAACAUCCAGUUGGUAAACCAGUGGAGGUUGUCUGUGAAUUUUGGGAUUUACAAAACACUGACCUGUGGAUGAGAAGUGGGGAAACAAGCCAACUGCUAAUCCAUUGCAAUGCAAUGAAGCAAUAAGGAGGAGUUUGGUUUACCUAGAGGGUAGAGAGACAUGUAAUUGAAAGGUUGCAGGUUGAAUUCCUGUAACAGCCAGCGUGCAUCUGUCAGCAGCCAUGUGUCAUUUCAAGGUGUCUGUGAUAGCGAUGAGGGUCGACCACCUGGCGCGGUUUCAGUGUGUUGCUCAAAGACGCUUCAGUAGUGUGCGACAUAGGGUUGAACCUCCACUACCCAGCUGCCCUUGAGCAAGACUCUGAGCUGCUAUGCCAGCUGUAGAUGGUUAAAAGAUGGAAAAGAAAGAGAUCCAUUGACUGACACAUCAGUAGGGAUUCCAGCCAGUUGGGUCACUGCUGUGCUUCAGCCCUGAAACCUUCUGUCCUCUUGUGUGGAGAGAACGUGUCGCCAAGCUCCAAAAAUCAACAAUCUGCUAGUUUUAAUGUCGCCUUGCUUACGGCAAACCUGUGGAUGUUGUGGAACAUGACUUGAGACGUCAUGGUGAAUCUGACAUUUAGGUGAUUUCUCAACUUUCCCUGGUUGCCUCGCCUGGUGUUGCUUCGUCGCCGACUUCCUGCGAUGUGUUGUUUCUAUAGUAACGCGUCUGAGCCCAGGUUCGCCAGGUUUUACCACCUUGCAUAUAUUUGCUGAUGAGCAAGGCAGCGCUCAAAGUUUUGUUUUCCUCCACACAAGAGCAGCACGUGUCAGAGCUGGGCUGAGCUUCUUCUGCAGACUCUGUGCUGAGUGUUUGUAUAAAUGGAGAUAAAAUACUGUGUAUAUAUACAGUAUGUGUAUAUAAACUAGGCAAAAAAAGUUCUGCACCGCUUUUUCAGUCUAUAAUUUCUCCCCUUCAUUUAUACCCAAUAGUGUUGUAUCGUAUACCGUUGUAAAGCCUGAUUCGCUCUUUCCAAUGAGAUACAACUUGUAAGGAUCCUGCAUUUCCGGAAUGAGUGACACCGGUAAUUGUAUGGGAAGCGACCAAGCGGCCAUCCUUACAAGUUGUAUCUCAGGGGAAAGAGGACGAAUCAGGCUUUACAACGGUAUAAGAUACAACACUAUUGGGUAUAAAUAAAGGGGAGAAAUUAUAGACUGAAAAAGCGGUGCAGAACUUUUUUUGCCUAGUAUAUAUACAGUGUUUGCUGUUGGUAACUGAAGACUGAACACAGGAUUGGCGGGUGGAGUGACUUAAGACUACUACUGAAACCGUGGCUCAGUGUGAAACCACUGGACCGGCCCCACGUAGAAUUAACACACACACACACACACACACACAGAGUCUCGUUUACACUUAUUCCUAACAUCCGUCUCUGGUGACCCAAUCACAAAUAAACAGUUUAGUCAGACCUGCAUUCACGCCUGAUAUUAUCCUGCAUCUUUUCUUACUUUGAUUCCUCUACACUCCAGCUCCUUCUGUCUGUUCUUCUGACUCACAUUCAUAUCCAUUACCGUCACAGUUUUCCCAAAUCUCUCAUCCGAAGUCUGACAGAUCCUUUGGAUUGCGAUCGUCCACUGCUGUGUUUCUUGUGGAUGCUCCUGAUGCUACACCUCAGACCAAUUAUUUCAGUAUUUGGUAUGGACGUGUAGGGCCCUGUAAAACUAUUUAAAUUUUUUCCAGAUUCUGUUUUGUUUUGUUUUGUUUUUUUCCCUCCCAAAUUCCAUGUUUUCCCUUUUUAUUUUUCUGAAUUCUGUGUUUUACGAUUUAGCACAUGUUGUCAUCGCGAAGAGAGUCUAAUCGUGCGAUGGAUGAAUAAAGUUUCAGCAAUCCAACAGGAAAUGGGAUUGUGAUCCGGUCACUCGAGACAGAUGUUAAAGGGAUUCUUCACCGAUAAUGCAUGGAUAUUUCUACCAAGUCUUCACCCUGUGCUGUCCUCCAUCCCUGACAAAGACAGAUUUACUGGGAAGCAUUCAUGGUAAACUUGUAUUUAAAAAACAAAACAAAACAAAAAACACUAGCCAUCUCUGAUCCAGUGGGAAAAAGUGGGUCCAUGCUUCUGUAAGAGCUUUUAAAGGUUCAGUUUAAAAAGCGCAUACUCGUCAUGCUGUAUAAUCUACGUUUCUGGUAUCCGGUUGUAUGAUGAUUGCUUCCCAAACACACUCAGCACCACUCCCAGAAAGCCCCUCAUGUUGGACAUGCGGCGCGAGCGGGAAGUCAUCAGCGUAUGUAGAUUAUGUCAGGCGUCCAGGGCAGCACAUGGGGAGCGCUUCACACAAAUAUCACGCAUCGCGGGUGAAGAAACUCUUUUUAAACCGAGUGUGAACAUGAUCCACGCUGUAGCUCCUGUUGCGGCCCGCAAACACACUCCUGCCAGCACACACACACACACACACACACACACACACACACACUGCCUGAGCCGCCACCGCCGCCUCUCCUCCGGCUUGCUUCGUUUGGUUUUUUGGAAUGGAAAUGAGCAGCAGCAGCAGCAAACCGAGUCCGAGCUGCCCUAUGGAAGCCAACAGAAAGGGGAAACAGGUCGAAGGGAAACGAUCCUCCAACAUGGCGGCUGUUUGCUGCUGUCCUGCCGUCACUCUGAUGUCAUUUUUUAAAUGUUUUCACCCAGCAGCUGUGCGGGUCGCUGUGCAGCUGCAGGCGGUUUGUUUUGAAGUUGCUGACGGAGUUUCUGUUUUUGUCCACGUUAAUGUUUCCGCGAAGUUAGAGGAUCUCAGACAAUUCAUGGUGGAUUUUAGACGACUCAGAGGAUGAAACCUGUUCCUCUGUGUUCAGGUUCGAGCUCAGCUGGGGGGGAAAGUCUACGUGACUUUUUCAAGGCAUUUGCAGCCACAAUCCAACAUCACAGCUGUUUCUCCAGAUCAGAGCGAGUUGCUGCUCCUCGGCGCCGCUCGUUCAGAUGAUCUGGAAGUGUGUGAAGGUUCAGAUCCACCGGGACAGUCACUUCAUUUCAGACGUGCUUGACUUGUUGCCCAAACUCUUAAGUUGUGGCAUCCUCCUGUAGCGAGAUGGUUAACAAAUGAAAUCUGAAUAGACAUCAGCACCAGCCAAUGAGAACCAAGCAACAAGUGUCACCAAAAAAAAAAAAAAAACCCACCAUGGUUUUGGUUUUGUGACUCUGUUGUGAUGCUGCGUUCCAGUCUGACGCUUCGUCCACACGGAGACGAUUUUUUUUUGAAAAUGCAGAUUUCUAUACCGUUCGUGCUUCUGUCCCACAUGAAAACUGAAUUUUUUUUAUUUAUUUUUUUGGGUCAGCGAAAACACAACUUUUAAGGCUGUCGUUUUUGCGAUGCUGACCUCACACUGGCGCCUUUUUGAUCCGGCAGUUAUUUUCAACAACUGGUCUUUAUUUGUGACUUUUAGGAGGAGCUCAUCCUCCUCCUCUGUCCAGAUGAACCGCUCAGCCUCGUUUUGAUCAGGCCGCUUUCUUUUCCCAUCAGCUUUGGACGUUGGCACAGCGUUUGCGGACUCGAUCUUGCAUUUUUAGGCAGUUGUGUGUUUGUGUUCUCGCGUGGACAGAGGUGUCGAAAACAGUCCCAUGUGCAUAGAGGUUUUUGUUAACAGUAUCAUUUUUCAGUGGAUAAAUGAAAGACCUGUCUCCGUAUGAGCAUGGUGGGAGAUUUCCCUGCUGGUAGGUUUGGAUCAUGAACUGCCCGCUGUGCAACGCAAAUAAAAAAAAAAAAAAAAAGUGCAAUUUUUAUGUUUCGUAUGAAUUUUACCCUUUACAUACUGGUGUCUGAUGGAUUUAAAAUCACGCAGUUGUGAAAACAGAAGCGAAGUGUGUUUUGGGGAUUAAAACGUGUUUGACGAAUCAGAAUUUCCGAUGUUGUGGCACGACUUGACUGCAGCAUCAGAGCUCGUGAAGCGUUUCCCAAAUCCAACGGACCGCAAACCGUUUCCCUCUUAUCAAAACAAAAACUGCAAAAUGAGACCUGAGGUGUGACAGUCAGUCCUGCUACAGUCGGUGUGUCUCCAGCCGGAAGGUGCAACUGUGACCGGGUCAUUGUGUUUAAGGUGGAACUGUGACCGGGUCGUUGUGUUUAAGGUGGAACUGUGACCGGGUCAUUGUGUUUAAAGGAACGUUUUGGGCAAAAUCUCCUUUUCCCGAUGUCCCCAGACUGUGACCAGAUGUUGGACACCAUUUUCACCUCUGGGCAUCCAGUGAUUCAGUUCCUAUGGGUAGCAUUUCCUGUUAGCUUAGCAUAAAGACUUGAAAUCUAUGGGAGUCAUUAGCCUGGUUCUGUCUGAGUGGGAAAAAAAAAAAAAAAAAAAACUUUAUUGUGUAUUUCAGAGCCUCAGAGCUGCGUUAAGGUUGACCAACAUCUGGUCCCGGUCUGGGGAAGUCGGGAAAAGGGGAUUUUGCCCAAAACGGUUGCGUGUUCCUUUAAGGUGGAACUGUGACCGGAUCGUUGUGUUUAAGGUGGAACUGUGACUGGGUCAUAGUGUUUAAGGUGGAACUGUGACUUGGUCUUUCUAUCUACUGUACUGUUCUGAGUUGUUCAAAGAAACUAGAACGUAUGAAUUUUUUUUGUUUGUUUUGUUUUUUCUUGCAAAUACUGUUGUGUAUUUUAUUUUGAAUAAUGCAUUAAUAUUCAGAUCUAGCUUUGGGGCUGGUUUUCAUGUUUUCUUCCAAAUCCGUAUCUGCCGGUCUGUUGCCGAACCUUCAGCUUCCAGCCUCCCGGGGUUUUCUGUUUGGAACUUGUGAACGGGCUCUGUGUAAAUGUCUAUAAAUAUAUUUUUUUGUAUGUAUUCCUUUCCUAAUGUUCUGGAGAAGAUAGAUGUUAUUUUUAUAUAUUGCAGCGGAUUUUUGUAAGUAUUUUAUACUUUUGAUAUGGUUCUCUGUAAAACAAGAGUAUUAUGUAAAUAUAGUUCUUUAGAAACUGG